AUGUCACCGAGCGAUCAAAUCACCCAGGUCACAGGGCUUGACAAAAAUUAUGAGCUCACUUUGAAGCCCACAAUUGGGGAUCCCCAACAGUCGCAGGGAGUCACUCGAAUGGAAGCCGUCUAUCGCGAAGCCAAGUCGGAUCGGAAGACAUUGUGGCUCAUCGGAGUAUCAGUGCUCGUCUGUGCGUGGGCCUACUCGCUCGACUCGUCUACUACGUCCUACUACUCAGUCGAUGCCUCCUCGUAUUUUAAACAGCACAGCUCGGUGCUCUCCACUCUAUCAAUUGCAACAAGUAUCAUCAGUGCAGUGAGCAAACCCUUUAUCGCGAAGAUCUCCGACAUCACAUCCCGUCCAUACACAUACACGUUGGUCCUGUUCUUUUAUGUACUCGGGUAUAUCAUUGUUGCCACCUGUAGGACCAUCGCCGGCUACGUCGUUGGAGAAGUCUUUGUCGCCAUCGGGAGCUCCGGGCUUGACUUGACCAACGACAUCAUCGUCGCCGACCUGACGCCGCUCGAAUGGCGCGGAUUCGCGAGCUCCAUGCUCUCCACACCCUUCAUAAUUAAUACCUGGUUUGCGGGUAAGAUUGUGGAUGCCAUUGAUAGUAAAGGGCAGUGGCGCUGGGGAUACGGCAUGUUUGCCAUCAUUAUGCCCGUCGCCCUCGGACCAGCCGUCGCCACACUCAUCUACCUCGAUCGCAAAGCCAAGAAGAACGGCAUCGUGAACAUCGCCUCCUCUAAUGCCGCCCGUCGAGCCGCUGGGAAUCUUUCUGAGAGAGAGGGCCGUGACAUACCCCAUGGUACGGUCUCAGCACGAGCGGCUGGGCCUUCAGAGCCUUGGAUGCGGUCUGCCAGGCGCAUCCUGGACGAAAUUGAUGCAUUGGGCCUGGUCUUGCUGGGGUUCGGCUGGUCGCUCUUGCUACUACCAUUUUCUCUUAAGACCUACGCCGAUGGUGGAUGGCGGAACCAAUCCCUUAUCGCCAUGAUGAUCGUUGGUGGCCUCCUCCUGAUCGCCUAUGUUAUCUACGAGGUGAAAUGGGCCCCCGUACCUAGUGCACCUCGUCGACUGGUAUUCAAUAAAACUUUCACAAUGGCCAUCAUUAUCGAUAGCUUCUACAUGCUUGCCGGAAGUGUUCGCGGUCUCUACUGGGACUCAUAUGUCUACAUUGCUAAGCCCUGGAGCUACCAGAACUGGGUCUACUACGGCAAUACCCUCACCCUCGCCCUCUGCAUUGCCGGACCUUUUGUCGGCCUCCUACAACGAUGGACACAUCGGUACAAAGCCAUUCAGAUCGCCGGUCUAGUGAUCAAAAUAAUCGGUAUGGGAAUCAUCUUGGAUGGGAACAUGGCAACUGCCAACACCGGAGCCAUGGUGAUGGCGAUGAUCCUCGUCGGAUUCGGUGGUUCUAUGUCUGUGGUCGGAUCGCGCGUUGCGUCGCAAGCAUCCGUCCCGCAUCAGGAUGUCGCGCUGGCUAUUUCACUGUUAGCAUUAUGGUCGAAAAUUGGUAGAGCUAUUGGAUCGGCGAUUGUUGCUGUGAUCUGGGCAGAUCAGAUGCCGAAGCAGUUGCGAAAGUACUUGCCAUCCAAUGCCACCGAAGCCGAUGUGAAAAAGCUGUUUGGUAGUCCCACGUCUAUUCGGAAGUUAUACGGCUUUGAUGAUCCGAUGCGUGUGGGAGCGGUGCUGGCAUAUCGGCACGCGUUAUAUUAUUGUCUGGCUACUGCGCUGGGACUCGCGUUUAUCCCUCUUAUCGCUUCGCUGUUUCAGCACAAUUACUUCCUGGGCAAGUCGCAAAAUGCUGUCACAAAUGUCGGAAAUGAUGGGCUGCCCCUCGCUGAAACUCGUCGGUCGGAGCUGGAGCCUCCCAAGAACAAGAAGGAGGCGUUCCUGCGCUUCUGGGCCGGUAAGUAA
Messenger RNA from Aspergillus oryzae RIB40, 1908 nucleotides. RefSeq lists its product as uncharacterized. Gene Ontology annotation, biological process: transmembrane transport. The transcript has 2 exons. The record is from RefSeq and is a predicted model, not a curated record. Gene Ontology annotation, molecular function: transmembrane transporter activity. The coding region runs from base 1 to 1908 and encodes 635 amino acids. NCBI's taxonomy places the organism in Eukaryota, Fungi, Ascomycota, Eurotiomycetes, Eurotiales, Aspergillaceae.